AUGGCAUUUGUCAGUGCAGUUACGGGUGACGACUGUACUAAAAAGUUCAUGGAAGUUUUACAAAAUGACUUCAAGACUUUGAGUUUGGAGACCAAGAAGAAAUAUCCUCAGAUAAGAGAGGCUUGUGAUGAAGCUAUAGAGAAGUUAUCUCUAGCCUCAAAUAAUCCGCAAGCAUCGCUUUAUGGAGUUGUUAACCAAAUAUUGUAUCCUCUAGUGCAAGGAUGUGAAUCUAAAGAUCUUAAGAUUAUUAAGUUCUGUUUGGGGACUAUCCAGCGUUUGAUAGCUCAACAAGGCAUAGACGCAAAAGGGGCGCGUCAUGUGGUGGACUGCUUGUAUAACCUUGGCCAAGCUGGAGUGCUGGAGCUGAAGCUACUACAGACGGCUGCAUUGUUGAUGACCACUUCAGACUUGGUGCAUGGCGAUACCUUAGCACGAACGAUGGUGCUAUGCAUGCGCAUGGUGCCGGUGAGCGAGAGUCGCGACGUGAGCACGAGUCACGCGGCCGCGGCUACAGUGCGACAACUCGCCGCGCUUGUGUUCGAACGCGCGCUCGCUGAAGCCGACGGGACAUUAAAAGUAAACCCGGCGGACAUACGCCCUCAAACUAACAGCAAAGCGCCGAAAGAUUUGAAACCGUGCGCAGUGGAUGCGUAUUUAAUUUUACAGGAUAUAAUUCAAUUAAUAAACGGAGAUUCGGCUCACUGGUUAGUUGGAAUUUCGGAAGUGCCAAAGACUUUUGGGUUGGAAUUGUUGGAUACAGUGUUGACUGAUUUCUCGCCAAUUUUCUUCAAGAUACCUGAAUUUCGUUUUCUGCUGAAGGAGCACGUUUGCGCCUUGAUAAUAAGACUGUUUUCGCCAAAUGUUAAAUAUAGAGCUGCGUUCACGUCCCCGCAUAUACCGGGGGCAGGCGGGCCCCCCUCGGGCCCGGGGUCGGGGGCGGGGCCCGCCGGGGGGGCGGCGGAGCGCCCGCACUUCCCCGUCACCAUGCGCCUCCUGAGGCUGGUCUCCAUCAUCAUACACAAGUACCACGCAGUACUGGUAACAGAAUGCGAGAUCUUCCUGUCUUUGACCAUAAAGUUCUUGGACCCGGACAAACCGCUAUGGCAGAGGGCGCUGGCGUUGGAAGUUCUACACAAGAUGACUAUACAGCCUAAGUUGCUACAAUCGUUCUGCGAGUGCUACGACAUGCGUCCACAUGCCACCAACAUAUUCCAGGACGUUGUCAACGCGCUGGGUGCUUAUGUACAGAGUUUGUUCGUCGCAUCACAAGUCAAUACUCCGGCUGGCGCGUCAGGUAUACCGCAGCAGUCAGGCUUCUAUUGGAAGGGGGUGUGGCUGCCAUUAUGUGUCACCUUCGAACCGGGCACUGCGAAGUCGGUUUAUAUAGAAAUGUUGGACCGCAACGAGGCGCCGACGAUUCAGGACGGUUACGGGAUUUCGGUGGCGUACGCUUGCCUCAUGGAGAUCAUUCGGUCCAUAGCAAUCACUGUCGAGGGGCAGGAAUACUUCAGGCUGCAGGAGCUAUACGAGGAUGGACAGAACGAGACUGAUGAUAAAGAAGUAAACUCGAAUAAAAACGGUGUUAGUCAGAAAGACUCGGAGAAAAAGACUGAAAAUAGUGAAAUAACAAAUAAUGGCCACAACGGCGAAGCGGAUCAGAAUUCAAAUGUCGUUCAGAAAAUUGACGAAGAGCAAGACAAGGAGAUGCAGCUGAAACUACAGCUGUUAAAAUCGUCAUGGUGCGGUCUGGUGUGGGGUUUGUCUGUACUUGCUGAGGCUAGUAUCGGCGAGCUGGAGAAUAUACUGCGAGCUAUACAGACCUUGGCUAGAGUCAGCGGGAAGGUAGGGCACGCGGUAGGUCGUGACGCGUGCAUAAGCGCGUUGUGUCGCGCGGCGUUGCCCGCCCAGUACUGCGUGCCCGCGCUGGGGGCGCUCCCCUGCCCCUGGAGGCGGGAGCCCCCGCCCCCGCCCGACCCCGACUACCGGCACCAGGUCGUGUGGGUGGGGACUCCGCUGCCCUCCGCCUCGCUACCCACAGGUCAGCAGCAGUCGUUCGUGAUGGUGACGUCACGGCACGUCACCGCCAUGAAGGCGUUACUCUGCGCCGCGCAACGAGACGGCGACACUAUACAGCAAGCGUGGUUACCCGUACUCACGACAUUGCAACACUUGGUGUGGAUCUUGGGCUUGAAGCCUUCAACCGGUGGCAGCAUGAAGGCGAGUCGUUCUAGCGCCGAUGCAAAUGCCGUGAUGAGCACUUCCGCUGUCAUGGCCGACUUGCCCGGUCAGCAAAUUCCUGUGGCCGAGUCUCUCGGAGUCAUGAGCGCUCUCUCGGCGAUGUUGUCCCGAGUGUUCGAAUCUUCCAAGAACCUGGAUGACGUGGCGCUGCAUCACCUCAUCGAUGCGCUCUGCAAACUUUCCAACGAGGCUAUGGAACUUGCCUACUCUAACAGGGAACCCUCCCUGUUUGCGGUGGCGAAGUUACUAGAAACAGGUUUGGCAAAUAUGCACAGGAUUGAAGUCAUGUGGAGACCUAUAACCAAUCAUCUGUUAGAAGUUUGCCAACACCCCCAUAUAAGGAUGCGGGAAUGGGGCGUUGAAGCAAUCACUUAUCUGGUGCAGGCAGCUUUCCAAUACCAUCAUAACAAUCCGCAUUUAGUUACAGAGGCACGUCAACGUCUCUUAUUAGAGCCUUUAUCGGAGCUAUGCGCUGUCAGACACGGCGACGUGCGGGCGCGGCAGUUAGAAUGUGCGGCCAGAUUACUGCACUCGCUGGGCGAUCAGCUGGGAGCCGCGUGGCCUCUCAUGAUGGAGAUUAUUUCCGCUAUUUCUACGCACCAUAGCGAGCAGCUCAUAAGGUCGGCGUUCCAAUGCGCACAAGUAGUAGCCGGAGAUUUGUUGGGAUGCGCUGGACCCCGAUGUUUAAGAAGAGUCCUUUCUGCCGCCGCCGCCUUCGCCUCGCAAACUAAGGAGUUGAAUAUAAGCCUAACCGCCGUUGGACUUAUGUGGAACAUAUCAGACUACCUCUACCACAACCGGGAUAAGCUGGUGGUGGCGUUGGCCAAAGACGCGGCCGUCUGUCCAGAGGUGCCGAACCACGCUGAACUGCCUCCCCUUGACAAACUAUGGAUGUGCCUUUACAUACGACUUAGUGAGUUAUGUACGGAACCCCGCGCGCCAGUCCGUCGCGCCGCCAGUCAGACGCUGUUCAGUUGUAUCGGCGCCCACGGAACCCUACUUAGCAAGCCCGCGUGGAGGGCACUCUUAGGGGUGCUAUUCCCAAUGUUGGGAGAGGUUCAAAAGCAAUCGAACAUAGCGAGUUCGGAAAAAGUGGAUACAGGCGAGCACAUACUAAUUCAUCACACCAGAAACACUGCCCAAAAACAGUGGGCAGAAACUCAGGUGUUAACGCUAUCCGGCGUGUCCCGAGUAUUCCACUCCCGCUUCCAGCUAUUGACAACAGUGGGGGACUUCAAUAGAUCCUGGGCGGCUCUUCUGGACUACAUUACCGACUUCGCGCUUAGAAGGAGUCAUGAGGUGUCUGUAGCCGCUUUGAAAUCGUUCCAAGAGGUAGUAAGCGCGGCCGGCAGGGCUUCGGAGUCUGCUGAAGUAAACAGCGCCCUCUACAGGAGAGUGUGGGCCUCCGCGUGGACUGCUUGGGGAAAUAUAGCCUCUGCCACUGGGAACCAAUCGCCUGUGACAGAGGAUGGCAAGCCGGUAGAGGCGUACGCACCUUCGUUGAACUUCUUAACGACGUUGGUGCAGAUCUUCCCACUAAUCUUCCAGCAUAUCAGACCCACUUUCACAGCAGCCGACGUACAGAAGCUGGGCGAGUGCCUCUCUAACGUUUGUCGGAUAGAACCGACCUCGUCGGCUUUAGACGGCAUCGGCACCGCCGCGCCGGUCAGCUUGCACGCGUUACACUGUCUCGAUACAGUUCACAAGGAAGCCCUAGUCCGUCACGAGCUGCUAGCGGGAAUGUUUUCCGCCCUCUCCCAGCUGGGCACCGCCUGCAGCCGCGCGCCGCCCGCCCCCGCGCGCUGCCUGGCCGCCGCCGCCGCCCUGUAUCGAGCCGUGCCCGUCCCGGCCAGUCCGCAUGUACCUGCAUUAUUACAGUCGUUACAUGCCGCGGUGCAGAAUUGCAACACAGACAAACGUCGACGGGCCAGCGAGGCUGCCGACGAGGGAAUGCAAAUAGCUUCCUUAUUAUUACAGGUAUUAGCAACAAGUCUCCCCCUAGCAAGGGAAGAGCCAGAGGGCUAUAAAGAGUUCUGGGAAACGUUGCCGACAGUUCUAGAAACAUUCAUGUUUGAACCACCGGUAGGGGGAAGCCGCCACGCCCGCGAAUUAGUAUCGUUAGUACGCGAUGAAGUAUUACGCGCGUCGCCGCGAGUUCCCGCCGCGCACGUGAGAAGUGUACUGGCGUUACUGCGGCGAGGCGGUGCUCACGCGCAGCCCGCACUACCCACGCAAAACGAACAAGAACUACGCGAGAGAGAAGAAUUUGCUCGGACGUGCUUCGAGACUCUUCUACAGUUCUCUAUGUUAGAGGACAUCGACUCGCUCACCGAAUUAGAAAGUGACACAGACCCCCUAGCGAUAGUGGCGUUGCUGGAUAGGUUCCAAGAGGUAAUAUCGAGGUAUACCACGGACGAGGAUAAUCCAGAACCACUGCCAAGGCACCAGUUAUCAGAAAUAUCGUUCGUGUUGAAAGCGAUAGCGACGCUAACGGAAUCAAUGAAGAAAGCACCGCCUGGCAAAGUAGACGCGCUGGCGUGGCAAAAACUCAUAGGUUUAUACCCAGAAUUAGUCCAACUAGCAGCCUCUCCCCGGGCGAUAGGCGCCGGGCCCGCGCUGCGGAGCGCCCUGCUGCAGUUCGGAGCCCUACUGGGGGCGCCGCUCUAG
Molecule: messenger RNA, 4905 nt
Organism: Chilo suppressalis (striped riceborer)
Lineage: Eukaryota; Metazoa; Arthropoda; Insecta; Lepidoptera; Crambidae
Source: the annotation of a GenBank genome assembly